Molecule: messenger RNA, 4923 nt
Organism: Trichosporon asahii var. asahii CBS 2479
Lineage: Eukaryota; Fungi; Basidiomycota; Tremellomycetes; Trichosporonales; Trichosporonaceae
Exons: 4
Coding region: 1-4923 (1640 amino acids)
Molecular function (GO): protein binding
Source: RefSeq, a predicted model, not a curated record
AUGGCAAUCUUCAAGAAGAAGGCCAGCAAGGAGCGCGGCGAAGGCGCUCGCUCCCCGACUAACAGUCCGCCUGUCCAAGGCCAGCCAGCCCAAUCCAUGACUGCCGCUGCGCGUCACGUCUCGGUUUCGGACAGCUUCAACGCGGCGGGCGGUCCUAAUGGAAAUUUCCCCAACCCGAAGCGGAUGACGGCCCAGCAGCAGCCGCAGAUGGGACAGCCAGGCCAGCAACAAGGAUACAUGCCUCCCGACCGCUCGUCCUUACAGCAGGUCGCGACUGGCCGUGCGUCACCGGCUGGCGGCCCCGGAUACCCAUUAGGCAUGGGACUGCCUUCUGCCUUGCAGCAGAACGGCCCACCCACUACCGGCACUCCUCUUCCCAACAUCAACCCGGGACAGACAAUGCCUGGACAGCCCAUGCCCGGCACGCAGCCUCAGCCCCUCGGCCCGCCGCACAAUGUGCAGUCGCCGACGAACCCCGGUUACCCGUGGUCGACGCGCCAGCUGCGGCUGUACCAGCCCCCGACGAACCCGCCCGCCCCGCCCAUGUCGCCCUUCCCGCGAUACGGGCUCAGCGUGCCGCCCUACCCGUCGCACUCGGGGCACAUGCUUCUUUUUGGUGGAUUAGUCGGCGAGCGCGCCCACAACGACCUCUGGAGCCUCGACGUCCGGGAUUGCUCCCUCCAGCUCGUCAAGACCCGCGGCGAGGCGCCUCUCCCGCGUAUCGGGCACGUCAGCGCCAUUGCCGACCGCGUCAUGCUCGUGUUCGGCGGCGACACCAAGAUCAACGAGGACGACCAGCAGGACAGCGGCCUCUACGUUCUGGACCUGCGGACGCAGGAGUGGACCGGUGUGCCGGUUGCGACUGGCCCGAGUGGUCGGUACGGCCAUGCCGCGUGCCUUCUUGGUGGAUGCUUCUACGUGCACGGCGGUCACGUCGAUGGCCGGAACCUCGACGACCUGUGGUCUUUUGACAUUCGCCAGCUGGGACAGGACACGCCUAACGGGCAGUACAAGUGGGAGCGCGUCAGCUACUCCACCCCUGCGCCUCUGGCUCGUACCGGCCACACGCUCGUACCGUACCGCAACAAGCUCUACCUGUUUGGAGGUACCGACGGCGACUACCACUACAACGACUCGUGGUCGUUCGAUGUCGCCACCGGCGCCUGGACCGAGCUCGAGUGCAUUGGCUACAUUCCCAUCCCGCGUGAGGGCCACGCCGCGGCGAUCGUCGACGAUGUCAUCUACGUCUUUGGUGGUCGUGACGUGCACGGCAAGGACCUCGGCGACCUCGCGGCCUUCCGCAUCUCCAACCAGCGAUGGUACAUGUUCCAGAACAUGGGUCCCACACCCAUGGCCAAGUCGGGACACUCUCUCUGUGCCGCCCACGGCAAGGUGUUUGUCAUUGGUGGAGAGUCCAACCUCUCCAACCUUUCUCAGCGCGAUGAUCCUAACAUGCUCCACGUGCUGGACACUACGAAGAUUAAAUAUCCGACCGACAGCCAGGCUGGACGACCCAACACGACCCGCCCGCGAACGACUUCGGACGCCACAGACAGGCGCCCUUCGCCGGGAGGGCUCACUUCGCCUUACGGUACGGGCCAAGCUGGCCCCGACGCCACACGGGCCGCCUACUUGGCGUCGAGGUCGCACGACAACCUGUCUCGGUCAAUGUCUCCAUCCACCAUUUUCGGCCAAGGACAAGGAUCAGAGCAGCGGCCUCUGGUCAUCGCCAACGACACGGGCAACAACGUCACCAAGGGCACGGGACGGAACGAGUCGCAGGACUGGCAGGGCUUCCCGCCGGGCGCUGCCCCGCCGAACGGCCCCGGCCAGCCCGGCCAGCCUGGCGCCGUCCGUCCCAACGGCGUCCCCCCGCAGCGUCCCAAGCGCGAGGGCGACGAUGAGUUCCGGAGAGCCAUGUCGCCCACGAGCGGCGGUAGCUUUGGCAACCAGCAGCAGGGCCCGAACGGCGACAUGGGGUACCAGAACUUUGGCACCGCGCACUCGUCCAACCAGGGCCACGCCUCGAACGCCAGCAACAACGCCCCGAGCCUCAACGGCAGCGCGCACUCGCACACGAACUCUCAGAAUAACAUUCCGAUGAGCCCGGAGCGCAAGAGCAGCUUGAACAACAAUGGCAUCGGCGCUGCUGUUGUCGGCGGGGUGUUGCUGGAGCUGUCUCCGACGCCCAUCAACGCUGCCGAGCGCGCUCUCAUGGGACAGGACCAGAACGCCGGCGGCUCGCCCAUCCAGCCCAGCCACACGAUCCACCCCAACCCACGCAACUCGCGCAGCCCGCCUCCUCAGUUACGUCUCGACGGACCCGGCCGACCAGCUCUGCCCGCCGACGCGUUCUACUUUGGCGGCGGUGGUCGCUCGCCCACGGGCUCGGGCAGCCGGCCGACGUCGAUUAACGGUCGCCCGGGAUCGUUAUUAGGCCGACCAGGCUCUAUCGUCGGCAACCGCCCCGGAUCCAUCGUCGGCACGGCUGACCUCCUGCGCGAGCUCAAGGCGCGCGAGACCGAGGCGGACAACGCCAAGCGACGCGAGGCUGCGCUCCGCGUCGUCCUCAGCCGUGCCAUCAAGGAGGGCUUUGUCACCGACGACGAUUCGAUCGACACGCCCUCCCCCGACAUGGUCAGCGACGACGACAAGGUGCGCCAGCUCGCCAAGGCGCUCGUCCAGCUCAAGCACGAGAAGUCCAACCUGCAGAAUGACGUUGCGGCGCAGGUGCGUCAGAUGAGCGACAAGAUGUACGAGACGGAACGCCUGCAGAAGUCGGCCCUCCAGGAGGCCGCCUACUACCGCGCCAAGCUGCAGGCCAUCGAGGCCGGCUCCUCUGUUCAGGUCAACCGCGUCGACACGGAGCGCAUCGCCGACCUCGAGCACCAGCUCGAGUCAACUGCCAACGAGUACUCGAAGAACAAGGCCGAGCUCGACCGCCUCCAGUCCGAGGUUUCGCGACACCAGGAGAUUAGCUCCUCGGCGACCGACCGCGAGGCUGAGACGCUGAAGCGCGCCGAAGAGGCCGAGGAGGAGAACGCCGCGCUCCGGGAACAGCUCGAGGAGAUUCGCACGCUCGCCGAUGGUCACGAGAAGUCUCUCCGCGACCACAACGAGCGCUUCAUCACCCUCACCUCGACGCACAACCAGCGCGAGGCCGAGCGCGACCAGUACAAGGAGCAGCUCGACGAGCUCACCUCGAAGCACGACGACUUUACGCGCAUGCUCGAGGAGGCGCAGCUCGCCAUUGUCGCUGCCGGCAACCGCUCCGACGAGCUCGAGAACCUGCACGGCCAAGCGAAGGAGCACAUCUCGCACCUCGAGGAGGAGAUUGCGGACCUGCGCCACCAGCUCGAGGUCAAGGACCGCGAGAUUGAGGCUGCCAACUCGCGCGCCGCCGAUGCCGAGAACAUGCACAACCAGACGCGCGAGGAGAUUACGAGUCUCCGCUCGCUCACCUCUGGACGGCUCGGCGACCUCGUUACUGCCAACCGGUCGCUCAACGAUGACUCGUCCCGCUCGCUUAAGGGCCACCAGGACCAGCUUCGUGCGCUCGAGGAGGAGAAGUCGUCGCUUCUCAAGCUCCUGCGCGAGGCCGGCCAGCGCGUCGACGCGACCGAGGCGCUCGUCUCGACGCACCGCCAGAAGCAGCGCGACGUCGAGCAGUCGCACAACCAGCUCCGCAGCGACCUGCGCGUGCACCGGACCAAGCUCAUGUCCGCUCAGAACGAGAUGAGCAAGUACCGCGAUGCGUGCGCGGCCAAGGACGCCGAGCUGCGCGACCGCGACGUUGCCGUCACCGAGCUGCAGACGCGGGUGCACCUGCUCCGCAAGCUUCUCGGCGAGCACGGCGUCACGAUCACGGACACGGAGCUCGAGAACGCCGAGGCGCCGAACGCGAGCGAGCUCGAGACGCAGCUGCGUGACAAAGCUCGUGCGCACGAGAAUGCGCAGCGCGAGAUUGACGACCUCACGCGCCGCUGCCACGAGGCCGAGGACAAGGUCGAGUCGCUGGGCCGACUCGUCGAGCGGAUGAAGGAUGCGCGCAGCUCUAGCGCGGGCUCGAUGCGCUCCCCCUCGCCUGGCGGCACGCAGUCGGACACGCACGCGCACUCGAACGACCCCGCCACGCGCGCAGUUGAGGCCGAGCGCCGCCUCGCCGACGUCGAGACGCAGUACAAGGAGAAGAUUGCGGCGCUCGAGGGCGACUACCAGACUGCCGUGCGCUACGUUAAGGGCACGGAGAAGAUGCUGAAGCGCAUGAAGGACGAGCUGAACAAGCAAAAGGCGACGAACACGGCGCUCCUCGCCGAGCUGGACCAGCUGCGCGGCCGCUCCUCGUCUACUGAACCCGGAGCGCGCUCCUUUGGCUCUGGCCGCGCGACGCCGUCGGACGGCGAGCUCUCCCGCCGCCUCACAACCCUGCAGUCGCAGUACUCGACGCUGCAGGCCGAGCUGCAGGCAUCGCAGGACGUCCUCUCCGCCCGAAACCGGGAAGUCGACCUGCUGCGUAUGCGCUCCGAGGAGGCAGACCGGGAGAACGAGGCUCUGCGCGAGGACUUGGCGCAGGCGCAGCACCGCAUCGCGACGCUGCUCGAGAUGAACCAGGCCGAUAUGCACCUAGGCUCCGACGACGAGGAACGCAUGGCGUUGCGCCGCGGCUCGUCCGCGAGCAGCGACGGGGGCACCUCGAUGGCGUUCGACAAGUUUACGAAAGAGCUGAAGCAGUGGGAACGCGCCCGCUCGCCGGACGCGCAUAGCGUGAGCGACGACGAGAAGCGCAUCAACGGACAUGGGGCGAUGCACGCCAACGGCGACCUGCCCGCCGGAUACAUGCACCCCGCCCAGCGCGCUAUCAACGAGGGCGCCGGCCGCCACUCGCGCACGAGCUCGGCGUACUCGGGCGAUUGGCCGCAGUAA